GGGCAAGGCAGCGCAGCUGGAGAAUGCAGGCGAGAGCAUCCGGAGGUGCACGCUCUGUAUGGAGACGCGGCGGCCGGAACGUGGCGCCAGUGCGGUAACGCAGUGCGGCCACGUCUUUGAUUGGGGAUGCAUCACCAACUGGGUCAAGGAGAAGCCCGAGUGUCCGCUGUGUCGGUCGCGCAUCACGCCUGCGACGAUCCUGCCCAUUUACAACUUCUGACAAAUGUCGAUACCACGUCACGAGGUCCGCUGAGCGGCGCCAGCGAGCGAAGGUGCGAUUGAGCGACGAAGGCGGCGGACGAAGGCGAGCAAAUGCCUCGCCCGUCGGGCCUGUCCUGCCGAGCAGUUCGCAAAAUGCGAUGCGACGGACUGCAGCUAGACGCCUUCCAGGCCCCGAGACGUCGAACAGGGGAGCAGCGCCGCCAGAAGCAGAAGGUACUACGAUCUUGCGCACUUUUCAUCUGGUGCACCGCGCCGUCGGCAAAAGCCACGUCAGGCGCGAGCUUCGUCACGGCUGCGCUCCUGUCGAUCAGGCACAAAGAGACUGCCCGUACUUGGCAUGUGCUAGGGGCCAGGCCGAAGCGCCUCCAUUCGGCACCCCUGUUGGUUUCAUCAGCUUGGCGCCCGGCACCAGUGCCGGAGGACGGACAAGAGCUCGGAGAACAAGGAUCGUCUGCGCUGCUUUCUGCACCCGCCCGGAGGCUGGAGAGGCAUGCUUGCACCACGAAAGCGUCCGCCGUGCUGUCUUGCCACCCUUCAACCUGGAGCUGGAUGCACGCUGCACGAAGACGGCACCGGCGACGGCGAAGGUCUCGGGAUGCCCUCGCGGAGAGGAGGCCAGACCGCGUCGUCGGCGUCGGCGUGCCCGCCCAGCGACACUUUCCGUUUCCGCCUGUGGUGCUGCGCUGCUGCCGCCUGCGGGCGCGGAGACCUGCCCAAUGCAGCCUGCAGCCACCAAAUGCACGCGGCGGGGGGGCGGGUGCGGGCACAGCACAAGCGGCAGCAUGCAGCCACAGCGCGCCUGCGCCGCCGCAGCGUGCAGCCGCAGGACAGGCGUGCGGCCUUCAUGCGCUGGCGGAGUGCGCGGUGCUGGCGCACGUUGUGCUUGCGUCUGUGCGGCGCUGGCACGGAGGCAUGCCACCGCCUCCAAGGCAUGGCGCUCCCAUGCCUUUCUCCAGCAGCAGACACGGGAAGCACGGGAAGCGUCUGGCAAAACAGCCGGCGGCCAUGCGCUGUUUCACCGCCUGCACGCACCCUCGGGCUGCUCUUGCUGAGAGCACAGCGCUGUAGGCAGCUCCCGCAGCCGACGCCAGCUGGCCCUCACUCACGGCACACAGCACGCAGCCAAACGCUGCGUGCUGCUGAGCGCAACGCGGGGUCGCGGGGAGCGCGCGUCGGAGGCUGAUGUGGCCAGCCGAGCGCACGCGCGGCGGCACAUCAGAAUGCAGCGAUGCGCGCAAGAGGCCUUUGUGCUGCGCCUCGAGAGGUGCUUUGUGCUUGCUUGAGGCACAGGUGUUGAGACGAGGGCUGCGCGCUGCCGCUGGGCGGAGGCUGUCUC
This is a messenger RNA of Tilletiopsis washingtonensis, 1558 nucleotides long. RefSeq lists its product as hypothetical. Bases 313 to 1290 code for a protein of 325 amino acids. The record is from RefSeq and is a predicted model, not a curated record. Lineage: Eukaryota; Fungi; Basidiomycota; Exobasidiomycetes; Entylomatales. The transcript has 2 exons.